CAUCUAUUUAUAUCCUGUGUUUCCCAAUAGUCUUAUUCACACAACUCUUGUUGAAGACCCACUUUCCCAAUUUUCAAAAUCCCUUUUUAGUAAGCACAUACAUACACAAGAUGAGUAAGUUCUGGAGCUUGGUGUCUGGUCUCCAUCAAUUAGCAGGACCUGUAACGAUGUUGUUAUACCCGCUGUAUGCAUCGGUGGUUGCGAUCGAGAGCGCGUCAAAAGAAGACGAUCAACAGUGGCUGUCUUACUGGAUCCUCUAUUCGUUUCUCACUCUCAUGGAGAUGCUUCUUCAACCACUACUCGAAUGGAUUCCAAUAUGGCACGACAUGAAGUUGAUAGGGGUGCUGUGGCUGGUGCUGCCGCAGUUCAGGGGAGCUGCGUUUAUCUACAAUAAGUUUGUGAGGGAGAAGGUGAUUCGGAGGUAUUAUCCUGGGAUUGGUGGGGGUGUUCACAAGUCUUCUCCGAAUGGGAAGAUGAAGACGAAGUUUGCGGAUCUUAUUUCGUCUAAGAACUCCAGUUGAUUAGAUUGUAUUUGUAGUAGGUUAACUCAUGUUUGAACUGAUGGUGGAGUUUGUUUUGUUUCGAUUUGGUUCUCGGUUGUAAUGAUGUUUUUCUUGUGAUGAAUUGUGAACUGAAAUCAGUUUGGUUCCUUCCGUUCGA
This is a messenger RNA of Helianthus annuus (common sunflower), 660 nucleotides long. RefSeq names its product HVA22-like protein e. The coding region runs from base 111 to 521 and encodes 136 amino acids. Lineage: Eukaryota; Viridiplantae; Streptophyta; Magnoliopsida; Asterales; Asteraceae. The record is from RefSeq and is a predicted model, not a curated record. The transcript has 3 exons.